Cimex lectularius (bed bug) is the source of this 862-nucleotide messenger RNA. RefSeq names its product translocon-associated protein subunit beta (gene SsRbeta). Lineage: Eukaryota; Metazoa; Arthropoda; Insecta; Hemiptera; Cimicidae. The transcript has 5 exons. The coding region runs from base 234 to 809 and encodes 191 amino acids. The record is from RefSeq and is a predicted model, not a curated record. Gene Ontology annotation, cellular component: membrane; endoplasmic reticulum.
AACCUCCGUGCUCGGUGUCGAGUGGAGGUGUGGUGACGUGUGAAUGUUGGAGGCAUCGUUUUGCCGUGUUUUCUAUCCCAGAUCGUGCCCGUCUCUCAAGCUAGGACGACGUUCGUUGGUCCGGGCCAAAGCGAAUAUUUCUCAAUAUCUCUACGAACGUUUUCCACAUUUUUUUGCCAUUUAAUUUCCACAUUUGAAGUUUCUACGACCCAGCCAUCAAAAUAGGAGCAAUUAUGGAAUUUCGGUUUUAUAUUCUCUUUGCCCUUUUGGGUUGCGCACUCGCUGCUGAGGAAGGAGACACGGGUGCAAGACUACUCAUAUCUAAACAGAUAUUAAAUAAUUACAUUGUUGAAGAUAUGGAUCUCAUUGUAAAGUACACACUUUACAACAUUGGGAACAAUGCUGCUAGCAAUAUUGUCUUGUCUGACAAUAGCUUUAGCCCAGAUAUCUUCGGUACAGCAGGAGGUCAUUUGAACGUCAAAAUCUCAAGGAUCCCCCCUGCAACGAAUAUAACUCAUGUUGUCGUGUUGAAACCAAAGAGGGUCGGCAUGGUUAAUUUUACUUCGGCAGAAGUUAGAUACACAAACUCAGAUGAAUCCAACGAAGUUCAGGUUGGAAUCAGCAGUGAACCUGGUGAAGGAUACGUUAUCGCCUUUAGGGAUUAUGACAAGAAAUUUUCACCUCAUUUGAUCGACUGGGGUGCAUUCGCUGUUAUGGCCUUUGCUCCUUUGUUCAUCCCGUUUGUCCUUUGGCGCUCAAGCAAGACAAAAUAUGAAAGCUCUCUGUAUCAGAAGAAGUUGAAAGAAUAAAUUAAACAAUGAAAAUAAUUUAUUAAAUUGUAAUAAAAAUAUUUUGUUUACAA